Prunus armeniaca (apricot) is the source of this 246-nucleotide messenger RNA. The record is from the annotation of a GenBank genome assembly. NCBI's taxonomy places the organism in Eukaryota, Viridiplantae, Streptophyta, Magnoliopsida, Rosales, Rosaceae.
AUGCCACCACCACCUGCGGCAACAUGUCUUGCUUUUCACCCCCGAGAUGACAGUAUAGUUGCUAUUGGCAUGGACAAUUCCACCAUUGUAAUAUACAAUCUCCACUCAGACGAGGUUACAAGGAAGCUUGAGGGUCACGCCAAAAGAGUCACUAGCCUUUCCUUCUCGAACACUCUGAAUAUUUUUGUGUGGGGUGCUGCUGCUGGGUGGGAAAAACAGAGAAGCAAACUGAAAGGGAUGAAAUAA